AGUGGAACCGCCCGCCCCCAGCUCCGGAUCGACGACUCCGUUUCACCUUCGGCCGCAGCAGGAAGCGCCGUUAACGGAGCAGGUGGAAGGGAAGCGCCGGGGGGGCUUUUAAGGGCUGACGUGCGCUGUUUACAGUCCCCAGCCGCCACUGAAGCGGGGGGCGUCGGUGCGGGGACUGACAGGCACGUGUGGUCCACGUCCCACCGUCUUACAGGCCACACCAGGCGCCAGACGUAUUAAACACAUUGACAUCGUCCAGUCCAACUAGCACAACUUCUUCUUCUGCGGCGUCGGAGGGGACAGGAUGUGGAACUGCAGUCCCUGGGCUCUUCUGCCCCCCGUCUACUCUGUGUGCACAGCUGCUGGACUCUGGGUGGUAUACUCUGUGGCUGUCGAGGAGGAGAGGAUCGCACCCCUGAGCUCACAAUACAGGGGAAGAAAUGGAUCCUUUUAUCCUCCAUACAUCAGCAUCGCCGGCAACUCGUCUCCAGCCAGCUGCAUCUUCAGCGAGGUCAUGAACCUGGCAGCGUUCGUGGGGUUCAUUAUUGCCGUCCUGCGAUACCUUCAGCUGAAACACAGGACGGACAGGCCAUGGCUGAAUGCGGGCAGUCUGGUGGGUUUCUCCGCUGGCAGCUUUGGAAUGACACUCGUAGGAAACUUCCAGUUGUUCAGUGAGGAGAUGAUUCACAACCUGGGCGCCUUCAUGACGUUUGGACUGGGAACACUCUUCUGCUGGGCGCAGUCCUACAUCACCCUGAAAGUGGACCUGAAGAACGAGGGGAGGGAGGCCGGCAUCAUUCGUUUCCUGCUGUCCGGAUCCAUCACUGUCUGCAUGGUGCUCUAUUUCUCCCUGAUGUCUCAAAGCCUCCACAUGCACGCAGCUCGGUGCCAGUGGGCGCUGGUCAUGUUCUUCCUCAUCUUCCUCGCCACUUUUGCCACGGAGUUCCGUCACGACCGCUUCGUCUUAGCGUGCACGGACAACUCCGGGCGUCCCGUCGGCGGCCCGUCGGAGGCCCGCUCUGAUCCUGCGUCCAGGGGCCAGCCGGACCAACUGUAGGGUCCCAUUCAAAGAUGCUCAGGUUCACCUGCAUGAGACGCACGUAUCAGCAACUUUGAGGUAUCUACUCAGUCCGAGGAAGCUGCGAGUGUCCUUUCCUCUAGUGUUACCAUUAGUGACACAUGAUCGCCACUUCAUGCAGGCACGUGUGAAUGUUACAUGUUUUUUUAUCCUCAUGCAUGUAAAAGUGACCUUUUUUAAAAUGCCACAGCAGAAAUCUGGUCUGUUUAUCAAUCGUUGUUAUGUUUAAGGGUAUUUUACUUUGUAAACUAGUUUUACACUUCUUUUUUAAAAGCUACAGAGCUUUAGAUUAUUUUUUUAACUUUCCAAAUGCUUUGGUUUUUUUUGGGAACUGUAUUAAUCUGCGGAUGCUUUGACGCACGUUUGCGCAGUAGG
This is a messenger RNA of Xiphias gladius (swordfish), 1453 nucleotides long. RefSeq names its product transmembrane protein 150C (gene tmem150c). The transcript has 8 exons. The coding region runs from base 305 to 1057 and encodes 250 amino acids. Lineage: Eukaryota; Metazoa; Chordata; Actinopteri; Istiophoriformes; Xiphiidae. The record is from RefSeq and is a predicted model, not a curated record.